AUGAAUUCGUUAUGAAGCCUGAUCUGUACCAGUUGUGUUGUCUGAGUAUGUUCAGUCGCUCCUACGCCGAUUGCUAUGAUUGCUGCCUGCUUGCAUCGUUUGCUCUUGGUUUUUUGUUGUAGGUUUGGGUAGAUUAGGUGGUCUAAGUCUUGAUUUAAUGAACCUGGAACUCAUUAUUGUGAGUGAUCACUUUGCACAGGUUAGCGUAACAAGGACACUAUGGGGUGAAGCUGAAACUUCAAGAACCAUUAGCUUGUUCCUUCUUGGACAGGUUUAACUUGCCAGUUUGCAUUCCCACGCUUUUGCCGGUGUUUCACCAUAGUCACAGGGACUGCUUAGUCCAUGGACAAGCUCCUUUACCCACCGUCUCCAAUCACACGCCGAGCCACACGGCAACGGACUAUUGAAAACACGGGCCACCUGACCUCGCCCAGCGAGCCUAUUCAAUCUACACCUGAGUCAUCAAAUCAAUCGAAAAUACGUUGUCCCCUGCCACCCUUAGGAUCUGCUUCGGUUGUGUCACAAGCGUCACUGCUUUCUGCAAAUGCUUUUCCAUAUUACUCAUCGACCUCAGGGGAACGUAGUAGCAAGCGCUUCAGGGCUACCCAAGGGUUGUAUAUAAGUGGUGUUGUGCCGGCUACACAGCUCCAACCUCUCUCUACCUCACAAAGUGAGGUGGGCGGUUCGGCCUCUGGCGAGCCUGACCUAGGAGCACCUACCGUGUCAAGGAAAGCGCGUCGGGCUGCACGUAAACAAAGUGCGAGUGGAGGACACACUAAAGGGGAUAAACAUAUCUCUGCAAGAGAGUACUAUGCGUACAAGCUCCAAAGUCGUCCUAACAACUUACUUCUCAGAGCAGGAAGAUGUUUCCAACAAUACAUUGUAGACAUGUAUGUCAAGAUUGAAAACACCCGCCUUGACUUCUUCCGAAAAAAUCAGGACACAAUUAGGGCAGACCUUUACCAGGGAAUUCUUGACACUGUUGAACGUGGUGAAAACAGCGCGGCAAAUGUGGGGCGUCGUGUUGUGCUACCACCAACCUUCAUUGGAGGUCCUCGGGAUCUAAAGAAGCGGUAUCUAAACGCAAUGUCUCUUGUGCAUCGCUAUGGGAAACCAGACUUGUUUGUCACCAUGACUUACAACCCUGCAUGGCCUGAAAUCAAACAAGAACUUGGUGUCGGGGAAGAUGCACAGAACCGACCUGAUCUGGUGUCACGGAUAUUCCGGGCAAAAUUGUUAGCCUUGAAAAAACAGAUCAUGCAGAAACAUGUGUUCGGCGAGGAUGCUGCACUGAUCUAUGUUGUCGAGUUCCAGAAACGGGGUUUGCCUCAUGCACAUUUCCUGAUCAUACUCAAACCGGAUUUCAAAAUCAAAACUCCAGCUGAUUAUGACACUAGUACAAAAAAGCUCUUAUGCGGGCUCAUUUUAAGGGCUUUUGUGCGGGCUUUUACAUGUGCAUCACUUGCCAUGCCCGCACUUGACAUUUCUCAAGUGCUGCCAAUAUUUGAGCCCGCACAAAACUAUCUUUGUGCUGCCAAUUUAGAAAAUGUGCCCGCACUUGACAACUUUGUGCUGCCAAUUUUCGAAUACGUGCCCGCACAAAACAAACUUUGUGCUGCCAAUUUUCGAAUACGUGCCCGCACAAAACAAACUUUUUGCUGCCAAUUUUUUUAAAUGUGCCCGCACUUGACAACUUUUGUGCUGCCAAUUUUUGGAAUGAGCCCGCACUUGACAAAAACUUUGUGCUGCCAAUUUUGUAAAUGUGCCCGCACUUGACAACUUUAGUGCUGCCAAUUUUGGGAAUGAGCCCGCACUUGUGAUAUAUAUA
Spinacia oleracea (spinach) is the source of this 1828-nucleotide messenger RNA. RefSeq lists its product as uncharacterized. Bases 343 to 1674 code for a protein of 443 amino acids. The record is from RefSeq and is a predicted model, not a curated record. The transcript has 7 exons. Lineage: Eukaryota; Viridiplantae; Streptophyta; Magnoliopsida; Caryophyllales; Amaranthaceae.